This is a messenger RNA of Syngnathoides biaculeatus (alligator pipefish), 1404 nucleotides long. RefSeq names its product Ts translation elongation factor, mitochondrial (gene tsfm). Gene Ontology annotation, biological process: mitochondrial translational elongation. Bases 152 to 1132 code for a protein of 326 amino acids. Gene Ontology annotation, cellular component: mitochondrial matrix. The transcript is spliced from 6 exons. NCBI's taxonomy places the organism in Eukaryota, Metazoa, Chordata, Actinopteri, Syngnathiformes, Syngnathidae. The record is from RefSeq and is a predicted model, not a curated record. Gene Ontology annotation, molecular function: translation elongation factor activity; protein binding.
UCUUGGAAGAACAUCAACCAUAUGCAGUCCAUACAGUAGUGGCUGCUGCAGUUAUCCUCCUUCACCCUAGAUGGCAACAUGCUUCAUACUUUAGCUUUAAUAUGGGCUUGUGUCGUCUUCUCUCGGCUUCCGUCGAGAGCGUGGCUUGUCAAUGACAUUCAGACUCUUGAGUUUCCGUAAGUGUUCACGUGUGGAUGCCCCAAACAUGUCGCUUAGCUUUUUGUUUAAGACCCUGACUAAAGAUGUGGCAAAGGUCAGCAGGCAGACUUUGCACACAGGAUGUCGUCGUUUCGUGGGAGCUGACAAGAGCCUCCUGGUCAAACUGAGAAAAAGCACUGGCUACACCUUCAUCAACUGCAAGAAAGCGCUGGAGAAAUAUGACAAUGACAUAGCGCAGGCGGAAGCUUGGCUGCACGAGCAGGCCAAGAAGGAGGGCUGGAGCAAAGCAAGCAAGCUGGAGGGUCGCAAAGCCAAAGAGGGCCUCAUCGGUGUGUUGGUGGGAGGUCAAGUUGCAGUCGUGGUGGAGGUCAACUGCGAGACGGACUUUGUCGCCCGCAAUGAGAAGUUUCAGCAGCUGGUGAAAGACGUCGCUUUCUCCACCUUGACUCACCACCAAAAUAAAAUCCAAAGUCAGACGGGAUACGUGAAGAGUCUUCUGGCAUCUGAUGAACUGGGCAAACUGAGCAUGUCGGACGGAGCCACCCUCGCUGAUCAGGUGGCUUUAAGCAUAGGUCGCCUGGGUGAGAACAUCUCAGUGAGGCGCGCAGUCACCAUAGGCGUCCCCGCAGAGUGGAACAUCGGCUCGUACGUUCACGGCGGGGUGGCGGGCCAGACUGAUGUGGUCAUGGGGCGCUACGGAGCCCUGGUUGUUUUCCAGGGCGGAAAAGUAGAAGAGCGGGAAAUUUUGGGACGCAAACUGGGACAGCACAUUGUGGGAGAGGCGCCUGUGUUGCUUGGAAACAUGGACGAUCUGCCGUGCGGUGAAAGCGAGACGCGCCUCCUGCCCCAGACCUUCCUGGGAGACCCCAGCAGGACUGUGGCCCAGUUUCUUAAAGGGCAGGAGGCUCGAGUGCUGGACUUUGUCAGGUUUCAGUGUGGAGAGAGUGCCAACGAAGAAGCAAAAGUAAUGUAGACAAGGAAAUCCUUUUUAGUAUGUUACAAUGAAAUGCUCCCCCCCCCCCCUUCAGUCUGGUUGUAGUUUAUUUUGUCUAUAGUAUCAAUACUGGAGAAGCAGGGCAAAAGGGAAUAUUGGACCAAAGUUAGUGAUGACCAAAUGAUAGAGGCUUUGGAGCUUGUCAAAAACGUAUGUAUUCUGACAUCUCACAUGUCAGAAUGAAUACGUACUUUACAGUUACCCUUUUUAAAAUGAAUCAAUUUAAGAAGACUGCCCACAAAAUGCACACA